This is a messenger RNA of Microthlaspi erraticum, 1629 nucleotides long. NCBI's taxonomy places the organism in Eukaryota, Viridiplantae, Streptophyta, Magnoliopsida, Brassicales, Brassicaceae. The record is from the annotation of a GenBank genome assembly.
AUGGAUGAUUAUUCCGAUGGUGAUGAUGAUGGUGGCGUGAUCUAUAUUGAUUCAAGUGAAGAUAAUUUAUACAGUGAAGACGACCACGCAGCCGACGAUGAUGAUGAUCAUGGAUUCGCGGCAGCACUCGACGACACGGACACAUCGAAACGAUCUCAGAAAAGUCACCUUGUUCUCAAGGAAGAAGACAUCCGCAAGCAUCAAAUGACCGAUAUCGAACAAGUUUCCACGAUUCUCUCUAUUAGCCAAGUGGAAGCGAUCGUUCUGCUUCUUCACUAUAAGUGGAACGCUGGUAAAGUCGAAGAUGAAUGGUUUACUGACGAAGAUAAAGUUCGUAACUCCGUUGGUCUUUUGAAGGAGCCUGUCGUUGUUGUUAAUGAAACGAGAGGAGUGAAUAAUACUUUUGAAUGUGGAAUUUGCUUUGAGUCAUACGUUGAGAAGGAGAUUGCUAGGGUUUCUUGUGGUCAUCCUUAUUGCAAAACUUGUUGGACAUGUUACAUCACUUCGAAGAUCAACGACGGUCCGGUAUGUUUGAAUGUUAAGUGUCCCGAGCCUUCUUGUCCUGCUGUGGUUGGUAAAGAUAUGGUCAAUAAGGUUAUAUCAAAGGAAGAAGAUAGAGAGAAGUAUGAGAGAUUUUUUUUUAGGUCUUACGUCGAAGCAAGCGGGAAGAAGAUCAAAUGGUGUCCAUCACCGGGAUGCGAUUAUGCGGUUGAUUUUCUUGGAAGCUGUGGAAGUGACGAGAGUGAGAACUACGAUGUUUCUUGUUUGUGUUCUUAUGACUUUUGCUGGAAAUGCGGUGAAGAAGCUCACCGUCCUGUGAAUUGUGACACGGUUUCAAAGUGGAUAUUCAAGAACAAGGAUGAGUCCGAGAACACGACUUGGAUUCUUGCCAAUACAAAGCCUUGUCCUAAUUGCCAACGUCAGAUCGAGAAGAACCAGGGAUGUAACCAUAUGUAUUGCACAAUAUGCAAACAUAGGUUUUGUUGGAAUUGUCUUCGUCCAUUGACUAAUCACAAGAGCUGCCACACGUUUGAGGGUGAUAAAAAGGAGGUUGUUACGAGAGAAAGGGCGAAAAAGGCAAUCGAUAGAUAUAUACAUUAUUAUGAAAGAUGGGCAAGCAAUCAAUCUUCGAGGCUAGUGGCUAUGGCAGAUUUGAAGAAAGUUCAGUCGGUGGUGCUCAAGAAGCUUAGUGUCAAACAAGGCUUGCCAGAAACUCAUCUCCGUUUCAUCGUUGAUGCAUGGCUUCAGAUUGUGGAAUGCAGAAGGGUCUUGAAAUGGACAUAUGCAUAUGGAUACUACCUUGCUGAAAAUGAACCAACCAAGAAACAAUUGUUCGAGUAUUUGCAAGGGGAGGCUGAAGUUGGUUUGGAGAGGCUUCAUCAUUGUGCAGAGGCGGAGUUUGAAAAGACUGUCAACGAAAGUGAAGGUCCAUCCAAAGAUUUCCUUGGUUAUCGCAUGAAAUUAAUUGGUUUCACUAAAGCAACCAAAACCUACUUCGAGAAUCUGGUUAAAGCUUUGGAGAAUGAUCUCGUGGAAGUUAAUGAGAGCAACUCGAAAACAAACUCCAAAGCUCAAAAAAACUCAAAAACAAACUCCAAAGCUCCUACCAAGAGACGAAAGUUGGUUUGA